This is a messenger RNA of Neurospora tetrasperma FGSC 2508, 804 nucleotides long. RefSeq lists its product as uncharacterized. The transcript has 5 exons. Gene Ontology annotation, cellular component: nucleus; 90S preribosome. The record is from RefSeq and is a predicted model, not a curated record. Bases 1 to 747 code for a protein of 248 amino acids. Lineage: Eukaryota; Fungi; Ascomycota; Sordariomycetes; Sordariales; Sordariaceae.
AUGGCCACCGAAAUGAUCAACAGGAAAAGAAAGGCCGACGACGAGGGCGGCGCCAAGAAGAAGAAGAGAUCUAAGAAGGCGCGCGAGGACGAGGGUGAUCUCGACGUCGAGGCAGGUUUGAACAGGGCAUUCGAGCGCAUGGACGGCCAGCUCCUGGCCGAUCACAUUGCUCAGAAGGUGACACGGUUCGGGACCGAUCUCAGCUCCGUCGAGCUUUCGGAUCUUUACAUUUCUGCAAACGCGAUCAAGGACACCACCUCCUUCCAAAAGCCCCGGAACAAGGACAACCUGCCAGACUUCCUGGAGGAGUUUUCGGAGAAUCCUGCCAAGUUGUCCGAGGCGCCCAAGUCGAACGGGUCACCGCACACACUGGUCGUGGCGGGCGCGGGUCUGCGCGCUGCGGAUCUGGUCAGAUCAUUGAGGAAGUUUCAGACAAAGGGCAACUCGGUCGCCAAAUUGUUCGCCAAACACUUCAAAGUCGAGGAGCAGGUCUCCUUCCUCAAGAAGAGCCGCACGGGAAUUGCCGUGGGUACUCCUCAGCGCUUGAUUGAUCUGAUCGAAAAUGAGUCGUUGUCUCUUGACAGCCUGAAGAGAAUCGUUGUGGACGCUUCCCACAUCGAUCAGAAGAAGCGGGGCAUCGCUGAUAUGAGGGAGACGAUGAUGCCAUUGAUCAAGCUCCUCACGAGGAAGGAGCUUCAAGACCGCUACUCGGCGGAGGAGAAGCAUGUGGAUUUGAUCUUUUAUUGAGCACAGGGGCAGGUAUUCCUUCACUUCUGUUUCUCUCCUAAUGAUACCUCUUCUCUU